Asparagus officinalis (garden asparagus) is the source of this 821-nucleotide messenger RNA. Its product is annotated as phosphatidylinositol N-acetylglucosaminyltransferase subunit P-like. The coding region runs from base 80 to 616 and encodes 178 amino acids. The record is from RefSeq and is a predicted model, not a curated record. The transcript has 4 exons. Lineage: Eukaryota; Viridiplantae; Streptophyta; Magnoliopsida; Asparagales; Asparagaceae.
UCAACGCCCCAAUCUCUCUCUCUCUCUCUCUCUCUCUCAUCAAACAAAGUCAAAAUCUCUACCAUCUCCAAAGAAAACAAUGAAGCUCAAAGAAAUUGAGAAAUGGCCAUCAUCGCCCUCGGGCCUGUCAAUGAACAGCGGCAGCCCUAGACGGUCGCUGAGCUUCCUGAGAGAGAGGAGAGCUACGGUCUCGAUAUCGGAUCCGGAGGAGAAAGCUAACGGGUUCGCCCGACAACACGGACCCAAACCCUCUGAGGUUUAUGGGUUCGUCGGCUCAAUCACCACCGUUAUCGCCACCGUGAUCUACUUGGUGUGGGCUUAUACUCCUGAGCCGUGGCUACAUUCUGUAGGGAUCACUUAUUACCCAAACAAAUAUUGGGCAUUGGCAAUUCCAGCUUUUGCUAUGGUUAGUGUGGUUCUCGGGAUGGUUUUUUACUUGGGAUUGAAUUUUAUGGUCACCCCGCCUCCAACUUCCUAUUAUACAAUGUUCGAUGAACAUAGUCGAGAGCGAUCCGUGUUAGUGUCCUCCGUAGAAGGAGAAGAACAUCCAAUCGAACCCAUUUCUGACAUUGGCAUUGAUCAAAUAAACAAUCAAAUGUUUGGCAAAGCAUUAUAAUCUGCUAUCGAGUGGGAGAUAUUUAAGCACUGCGAUACAAUCUGUUCGUAUUGAUUCAACCGUGUUGAUGAAAAUUCAACUCAACAUCUUUUACUAAAGGAACACAGUUGCAAUGCAGAUCAAAAUGGUACAUGAUGUAUGUUGUUGCUGCUCUUCUGUGAGAAUUCUGGGUCGAUUAUAUAUCUACUGUAGAGUUUUAUUGGAA